UGAAGCAUGUUUUUACCAAGAUCUGUUAAAGUCAAGAGGACUGCCGAUGACGACAAAAGUCAUACAGCUAAGAAAAAUAAAUUGUCUUCUGGAGGAUCUUUGCUAGAGGAGACCACCAAGUUCCAAGACUGUAAGUCAGUUAGAACAGAAGCUUCUGCUUCAAGAUGCAAUUUGAAUGAAGCUGUACAAGAACUCACAGAACCUGUAGCUGGAGAUCUUGGUGUUGCUAAUACAACUUUGGGAAAGGACAACCAAACUACUGAUGAAGAUAGCUCUUCAGAAGAACCCAUAAAAUCCUUCAGCAAAUCCCAGCGUUGGGCAGAACCUGGAGAACCUGUAUGUGUUGUGUGUGGUCGCUAUGGAGAGUAUAUCUGCGAUAAAACAGAUGAAGAUGUUUGUAGCUUGGAAUGUAAAGCCAAACACCUUCUACAAUCUCAAGAAAAGGAAAAAAAGCUAAAAUCUGAUCAACUCACAAAAGCAGAAACUCACCUGCUUGAUACACCUUAUUUCUACAGAGAUCAUUCCUUUAUUUUAGGUUUGCGAGAUGAGCAGAUUGAGAACCUUAAACUGCAGCUGGGUAUUGCUGUCCAGGGCCAGCAAGUUCCAAGACCUAUUGUAGAGUUUGAACACUGUGGUUUUCCUGAAACUUUAAACCAUAAUUUAAAGAAUUCUGGCUACGAAGUCCCAACUCCCAUCCAAAUGCAAAUGAUCCCUGUUGGACUAUUAGGGAGGGAUAUUGUGGCUAGCGCAGACACGGGCUCUGGAAAAACAGCAGCCUUCCUACUCCCUGUUAUUAUGAAGGUUUUGAAAGAGACAGAAACUCCAUCUGCCCUUAUUUUGGCACCAACAAGGGAGUUAGCAAUUCAGAUAGAGAGACAAGCUAAAGAACUGAUGGCUGGUUUACCAAACAUGAGAACAGUUCUCCUGGUAGGAGGUUUACCACUGCCACCACAGCUGCACCGUCUCAAGCAAAGUGUUAAGGUUAUAAUAGCAACACCUGGAAGACUUCUUGAGAUUUUAAAGCAAAGUUCUGUUCAACUGCAUGGCAUAAAAAUUGUAGUGGUGGAUGAAGUGGAUACCAUGUUAAAAAUGGGUUUCCAGCAGCAAGUGUUGGAUAUUUUGGAAGACAUCUCUCACGAUCAUCAAACCAUACUAGUGUCAGCCACGAUUCCAGCGGGCAUUGAACACUUAGCAAAUCAGCUUCUGCACAAUUUUGUAAGAAUAACAAUUGGAGAAAAGAAUCUGCCAUGUUCCAAUGUUCGCCAAAUUAUCUUGUGGGUAGAAGAACCAUCUAAAAAGAAAAAGCUGUUUGAAAUACUCAAUGAUAAGAAACUCUUCAAGCCUCCAGUGUUGGUAUUUGUGGACUGUAAGCUAGGAGCAGAUCUGUUGAGCGAUGCUGUUCAUAAGAUCACAGGAUUGCAAUGUACAGCCAUGCAUUCUGAAAAAUCUCAGGUGGAAAGAACAGACAUAUUACAGGGAUUACUUCAAGAGAAGUAUGAAGUUAUAGUAAGUACUGGAGUCCUUGGACGAGGGCUUGACCUCGUCAACGUCAAACUGGUAGUAAAUUUUGAUAUGCCUUCAAGUAUGGAUGAAUAUGUACAUCAGGUAAAUAAAGCGGGGAGGUUAGGUCACAGUGAAACUGCAAUUACUUUUAUCAAUAACAACAGCAAGAAGCUCUUUUGGGAUGUCGUAAAGAGAGUGAAGCCGACGGGCACCAUUCUUCCCCCACAGCUGCUUAAUUCCCCAUAUCUUCAUGACCAAAAGAGAAGGGAACAACAGAGACUUAAACAAUUACAGAAUAGUCUUGUAACAGGAGAUAAUAUUAUGGACAUUAUUAGAAAACACGACAAAAAUAAUUCUCAGAGGUAAUAAAGAUAUAUUUAUGGCUAUGUAAUUAUAAUGAAAGUGUGAUUAAAAAUAAACAUGGAAUUACGA
Molecule: messenger RNA, 1935 nt
Organism: Pygoscelis adeliae (Adelie penguin)
Lineage: Eukaryota; Metazoa; Chordata; Aves; Sphenisciformes; Spheniscidae
Gene: DDX59
Product: DEAD (Asp-Glu-Ala-Asp) box polypeptide 59
Exons: 7
Coding region: 7-1869 (620 amino acids)
Molecular function (GO): ATP binding; nucleic acid binding; RNA helicase activity
Source: RefSeq, a predicted model, not a curated record